AUGUGGUUAGUCAGUGAGCGUCGGGGCCGAGCCGACGGCGAGGGUACGGAACACGAGCUAAGAAGUGCGGGAGAGCCGCGCUGGUCGCUCAGCCAGCGCGCCGGCCACAGCACGGUGGAGUUCAAGAGCGCGGCGUGCGCGGGGGCCGCCGAGCCACCCGCGCCGCCUCUGGCCGCCCUGCCGGACCCGCAGCAGUUCAACAUUUUUCCGGCCUUCUUCAGCCGGCAGCUCAACUUCACGGGCGGCGGUGGCUGCGGACAGGGCUCCAAGAUCAUGGAGGAGUUGAGGCCGAACCUAGUCGGUGGCCUGCUCGGUGUGCCAGGAUUGCUGGACGAGCAUCAGUCGGACGCCAAAUUUUUGCCGUCUGGUGGUGAGAGCAAAUACACUCCUGACAAGGGUCGGAAGUGCAGCAACGCGUCCUCGUCGUCUGCAGAAGAGUUCGGUGGACUGUACGGCGGAGAGCAUGCAGCGACGCCGCCCGCGCCUCCCCUCAGCCGUUCCUUACAGGAUCACUCAGCGGAAGGUGCUUUCAAAAAAUUAAAACCUGAGCCCGGCGGGAACAACACGGGGUCAUCGGGGGGCACGUCAGCAUUAUCACCAGCGCUGGGCCCGCAGCACGCCGGCCACACGCCCACUACUGCCUCGUGUCCCACGCCGGCGCGACGGCGCCAUAGGACCACAUUCACACAGGAACAAUUAGCAGAAUUAGAAGCAGCAUUCGCAAAAUCACAUUACCCUGACAUUUACUGCAGAGAAGAGUUGGCGCGGACGACCAAACUGAACGAGGCUAGGAUACAGGUCUGGUUUCAAAACCGGCGCGCAAAGUAUCGUAAGCAAGAAAAGCAGUUGCAAAAAGCGCUAGCGCCAGCGGUGCUGCCCGGCUGCAACGGCAUGAUGCGCAACAUCCAGGGCUACAGGGGCUACCAGCCUUACCCACACCCCAACACCAUCAACAGAUAUCCCCAGCACCACGGAAGCUACGAGGAGCUGCAGAAGGACAUAUUCUCGCUGUCACAGAUGGGCGGCGGCUCGUACCCCAUGCCGCAGGGUUUUUCUAUGGGACACAGCGCCAAUAUGAGCGCUGUCGGCAUGCGACAGGAUACUAUGGGAAUGAGCGCGGAAGAUGAAUGGUACAACAAGUCACUGUCAGCUCUCCGGAUGAACAGCGGGCACCACGCGAACCUGGCCGCGGCGCCGAUGCUGCAGUACCAGACCUAAUCGCUGCUGCACGGCGCCGACUACUCGCCGGCGCCGGCGCACGACUACGCCCCGCCAUAGUCGCCGCCGCCUGAGCACAGGCUAAAUACGCGACCAGUAGUUCAACUGCCUACAACAUGAAACAAUUUGUUUACGAUUAAGAACCGUCAAAGGCGAGAGGUAAAUUUCGGUGCACAUUUUUGUCCAUCAAAAUGGAACAGUGCCUAGUGUGAGUUGUCAAAGAUUUACAUUACUAUUUAUUAUUUAAAUUUAAUAUUUAAAUUUGUAAGUUUUGAAAUUCCGUGAAUCUCCGAAACCAUCCGCUAGAGGCGCUGUUAAGUUUUCAAUACAAAUUAUCGAGGUUAACAUCGACUCGAUAAUGGUUAUAUUAAUCCUAUUACUACAUAUUAUAAAUAAGAAAGUUUGUAAGGAAUAAUGAAUGGAUGAGCAACCAUCUCGUUACUAUUUCAUCAGUUACUAUUUCAUUCAAAAACUAUUGAGCGAAUUGGAAUGAAAUUUGAUAUACGGAUAUAUUAUAUUCUAACUUAGCAAAUAGGAUACUUAAAUCUUCAUUCACGGGAGCGAAGCUGCGGAAUACAGCUAGUCUUGUAUAACUCAUACUAGGUACACAAUCUAUAAGUAUCGUUAAAGAUAGUUCACAGCUUACAGAAAUAAAAAAAUAUACGCGAAAAAAAAAUCGACCUCGUUUUUUUCGUUGGAAGACUUUUAUAUUAAACUUCAUCAGUUUUAUAAAAAAGAAGAUAACACUGUCACUAGCGUACGUGUUUAUUUUUAUAUAAUAAUUUAAUAACCUUACUCUUUUGAAUACUGGGACUCUUCCAUUAAAAAAAUAUAAUAUUUUGUACACAGUUGAACUACUGAUCACUUUUAUACUUGAAAAAUAAUCACGUUACCCGUGUAUAGUUUUCUGUAUUUGUCUAAUUACUUUCGAAUACUAAAUAAAAGCGUGUCUUAUUGAAAAUGAUCGUACGAUAACUGUUGAGGCUUUACCAAGUUGAUUUUGUAAUCGUCAUCGAUCAAAACUACCAUUUUAAAAUAGUUCUACAGUUGAUGAAAAUAAAGUAUCUAAUUGUAAAACUGUGAUGUGGAGUGUAGUAAUUAUGAACUAAAUGUACCAAUAUAUGCAUAUUUUUGUUUGUACUUACAGUACUAUAUACAGAGUUCAGUCAAAAUCAAGCAUCCUUCUAAAUGUUCAGACAAAUCUGACAAUGAAACUUAAUUUUUUCCCAUAGAAACGUCGAUCGAAAAUACAUAAAAAAUUCAUACCUUUCAUAUUAAUUUGAUAAUAGACUAAUCCAUAUUUCUUUCUAAAAAAAUCCAGUUUCCUUGAUAAAAUACUCUCUUAUAAUAAUUUCGAUUUCAACCUAAUAUAGGUUAUACGACUUAAUAAAUCUUUCAGAGAAAAUAAUUCUGUUAAAAGCAAUUUAAAAUUCAAUUGUGCAAAAAAAAUUCUAAAGGAAUUACCUUUAACGGCAAAUCCCUUAUAAAAUAAAUUGGUCUUUACGUACAAUAUAUAGCAAAUUUAUUAAUAAAUAUAUAUUAACAAAUCCAAAUUAAUAAAACACGCUCAUAAAAUUAUAUGAUUUCGAUUAUAUCAGUUAUACACAACACAAAUCAAUUUUGUAUAAUUAUACAAAUCUAUGAAACGAACUUAAUGCCAACUUAACAAUAGCACAAAUAGUGCCAACAUAAUUAACUAUAAAAAAAAACUGCACAAAGCAAUGAGAAAAACAAAAUGUAUAUAAUCUGUGUUCUUAUAAUUUUAAGUUUUAGAUAUAAAUGUAAUGAAAAAAAUACAAUUAAUUGAUAUGUUGCACAAAACUUGUCCGUUUAAAACAUAUCUCAUGUCAUGAAGGCGACCGCUGUCAUUGUACAAUGACAUUCCAUUGAGGUUGCUAUGCCAAACAGGAGGACUUAGAUAUAUACUUAAACUGUUAAUAAAACAAAUGGGCAUUAUAAUUUACAAUAAUUGUACAUAUUCAUAACUUUGUUAACCCGAUCGAUUCGUACGACCUAAACAUUUGUCGAAUUAAGAGCGCGCUUGUUACAGACAAUUUAAUAAGCCACUUCUGACGUAUAUCAAAAUAGAAGAACUCAUGGCAUAGACCAAGUUAAACUUUAAAAAAAAUUAUGAAUGAUUGAAUUAUUUUUAAUACAUUUAUAUAUAAUUAAUUUGUGUAUUGACUCACUUAUGAAUAAAUUAAUUGAAGAUUAAUUUCUUACGAUUAAUUAUUGAGUUAACUAAAUAUUAAAUAUUUUAAUUGUUAGUUAAUUAGUUAAAAUUAACGAUUGCAUCAACCAUUCUCUGACUGAAUGGUGACAGCUUACAAACAAAAUGCUUUACUACGGUAGAGACAUUCUUCUAUAAUGAAAGUGAUUUAAAAACCCUUGUCAUCAGAGGGCGCCACUCGCGCACUGUGUAAUAAUUAAUUGUUAUUUUUUUAAAGACGUGCAAUAUGCAAUAUUAAAGAUUAUAUGCGCCUGCCGAAAUUAACUUAUAAAUGUCAAAAAUGGCCUAUUAGCUUAUCUGUGCCGUAGCGUUUAUAGGUAUAUAGGUACAAAUAGUAUUAUAAUUUAUUAUGGAACAUUUGUUUCACGAUACACGUAUACUGUGUAUGCUAGUCAUAUUGUACAGGCAUUUUAAAUUGACUAAGUGAUAAGUAAUGUAUUUUCUUGAUUGUUGUAUUGAUUGAUAUAAAUAAAAUCACAAUUUUGAUAGCUGCAAACAUACAAUUACUUACAACAAAAAAAAAAACAUUUUAUACAAAAAAGGACUGUUCCCACUAGUCCCAUAAUAGGACUGCUGAAUCUGAAAUCUUUUAAAUUAAUUUGAUUUAAUGUAAUUUGGAACGUUACGAUUAGAAAAAUAAGCUCUUAAUUAUUGUUAACAUAUAAAGUACCAAGAGAACAUAACUAUGCAAUAGUAAUGUAGUUAUUGAGUUUAUUAAGUUAUUGAAUUACGAAAGAGAUUUAUCGAGCAAGAAUGAAUAGAGAUGUCGAUAGGGGCCGCCCUAGACGGACGUAUGUUGACCAAAUAGGCGACGUGCUGAAGAAGGGCCAAAUUAAAAGUAUCCGUAACCGGCGAGCGUGUAUGAAAAGAUUGACGAAUGUGGAAGAAGCGAAAGAGGUUUGUUUGAAUCGAAGCAUUUGGCGUUCCAUUGUUUCUGCCUAACCUAAUGGAAGACAGGCGUGACAGAUAUGUAUGUAUGUAUGUAAUAUUGAGUUUUCGUGAAAAUACUUAAUGAAAUCACAUAAUAAUAUUAUCUCCAGAAUUGUUCUGCUCUCCGUGUAAGGGAUAUCAACUGGGUAUUGACCUAAAUAAAUAAAUAAUAUGUAUGAAUACACCAAAAGAGCACCUACAAGUACAUACAAAAUACAUCGAUAAUUAAAAUUAAAACUAUUCCAAAUAAACUCAAGAAUGAAAUAUAAAAAAAGUCAUGUUUAUCUUAUAUAUGAAUUAUAGAGUAAAAAAAUACAAGCCCAUACAAACCUCACAUUUUAGUAUUUAAAUCGAUUUAAUUUCAAAACUUUCAUACUUUGACACAUUAUGUUCUUUGAUAAUAACUAUUCGAAUUUAUAAAUACUAUUUAAUAUUUAGAACUAUUAUUUUCAGACAGAAAUAAUAUUUUCUAAUUUAUAACUACUUGAAAACAUUUUGCAGCUAUCAAAAUCGAUUGACAAUUAUUUUUCGCAAAACAUGCCUAUGUAAAUAUAAUACGUUUUGCAUGAUAUAAUUUAAGGUGUUAACAGCUCAACGAUAUAGGAAUGUCAACAAUUAGUAAAAUUAAUAUUAAGAGGCCAUUACCAUAAGGAUCUUUAUUGCCAAAAACGCUAGUCACUGCAAACGAAACUUUCUCGAUUUGCUAUGAUAAAAAAAAAACACUUCAUAUUAUCGUAGUCUAAUAUUGUAUACAAGAGCUAAAACCUGAUUUGGAUCUUUCACGACACAAAACCAUAUCAAUUAAGACUGUUUUGGCAAAUAUAACCAUUGAAUGGCCAUCCUGUGCAUUUCGUGUAAAUAUAAUUUAAG
Galleria mellonella (greater wax moth) is the source of this 5248-nucleotide messenger RNA. RefSeq names its product homeobox protein unc-42. Gene Ontology annotation, molecular function: RNA polymerase II transcription regulatory region sequence-specific DNA binding; DNA-binding transcription factor activity, RNA polymerase II-specific. Gene Ontology annotation, biological process: regulation of transcription by RNA polymerase II. NCBI's taxonomy places the organism in Eukaryota, Metazoa, Arthropoda, Insecta, Lepidoptera, Pyralidae. The transcript is spliced from 6 exons. The record is from RefSeq and is a predicted model, not a curated record. Bases 1 to 1218 code for a protein of 405 amino acids.